Messenger RNA from Strongylocentrotus purpuratus (purple sea urchin), 1731 nucleotides. Its product is annotated as GDP-fucose protein O-fucosyltransferase 1-like. Gene Ontology annotation, biological process: Notch signaling pathway; protein O-linked glycosylation via fucose. NCBI's taxonomy places the organism in Eukaryota, Metazoa, Echinodermata, Echinoidea, Camarodonta, Strongylocentrotidae. The coding region runs from base 12 to 1238 and encodes 408 amino acids. Gene Ontology annotation, molecular function: peptide-O-fucosyltransferase activity. The record is from RefSeq and is a predicted model, not a curated record. The transcript is spliced from 8 exons.
GCAGCUGGCUGAUGACAGUAAUGGAUACUGCAAGCAAGCAUAUUUCUUUGAUGUUAUGUAGCCUCAAACUCUUGUUGCUGUUCUCACAAAUCUUUGGAUCUGAAACAAGUAGCGUUGACCCCAAUGGAUAUGUAGUCUACUGCCCCUGCAUGGGUCGUUUUGGUAACCAAGGAGAUCAUUUUCUGGGAGCUCUUUCCUUCGCUCAUGGUCUGAACCGAACUCUUAUUCUUCCACCAUGGAAUGAAUACCAUACCAAAAACAAUUGGCGUGCUGUUCAAAUUCCCUUUGACAAGUACUUCAAGGUUGACCCGCUCCGUGAAUAUCACCGGGUCAUCACCAUGGAAACCUUCAUGGAGGAGUUAGCCCCAUCUGUGUGGCCAGAAGGGAAACGUAUAGGUAUGAAGAUGGUCUCAAUGGGAUUCUGUAACCAUUUUAGAGAUAAAACUAAAAGAGACUGCAAGAUGAAAGAAGGUAAUCCUUUCGGGCCAUUCUGGGAUAACUUUGACAUCGACUUCAACGAGUUUGCAGAAUAUAGUCCGCUUUCUUAUAAUAACACACAUGAACCACUUGCACGAGGAAUGUGGGAAGAAAGAUUUCCAGUUUCAGAGUAUCCAGUGAUUGCGCUUCCUGGGGCUCCGGCCGCCUUCCCGGUGACGAGGGAGAACAGAGAGCUCCAUCGAUAUCUCCACUGGUCUGAAGAAAUCGAGAAGCAAGCAGAUAAAUUCAUCGAGGAGAAUCUCUCUGAGGGACCAUUUGUUGGGGUGCACAUACGACAAGGCUCAGACUGGAUUAAUGCAUGCAGGCAGGUGAAAAAAAGCGCGAAGCAACGUUUUGCUUCGCCUCAAUGCCUUGGUUACAAUAACGAAUUUGGCAACUUGACAGACGACCUGUGUAACCUAUCGUUUGAUCUCGUCAAGGAACAGAUUAAAGCCGUCGUCAAGAAGAUAAAAGCUAAGGGCGUGUUUAUCGCAUCUGAUGUGGAACCGGACAUCAAGGCCCUGAAAAAGUUUCUGCCUUCAAAGGUGAAGGUGGUCCAACACAAACCAUCUGAGCCACACGUUGACCUUGCCAUUCUAGCCAAGUCUGAUCAUUACAUCUGCAAUUGUGCCUCGACAUUUUCAGCGUUUGCGAAAAGAGAGAGGGACGCAGCAGGUAAGCCCUCAUCCUUCUGGGGAUUCGGGGAAGACUACGAAAAGAUUAAAAAGAAAAAGUCAAAGAAAUUUCCCGAUGAGUUUUGAGGACUGCUACACUACUUAAAUUAAAAAUUAAAAAACAUGGUUUUGAACAUUGUUUAGAAUUAUUGUGUGAACAUUCUAUGGAAAUACUUUGAUCAGAUGCGUUCCGACUGUCAACAUCCUCAUCCUUAUCCCCAUCGAAUAAUCUGGUCAAUGUGACUGGUAUACCAGACACAUUGCGUCAAACUUUUGUCAUAUAGUGUUAAAACUAAAGAGCUGUGAAGCCAGCUUGAAAAGAGUGUUGAUCACUGUGUGUUUGAAUUUUUCAAAUGUUCCAGUUCUGCACUUUUCAUAAAGGCUGCUUUAACUGUACACUCUUGUUUGGCCACAGUGGAUAUGUGCCUCUGUUUUACUAUGUGCACUGUGGGUUACAUAGUGUUGCUCUCAAUUGGUUAAUGUGUCACAGUGGCCAAAGUAAUUCACAUUUUGCCAAUAUUUCACUGUGGCCAGAAUAGUUCACACUUUGCCAAUAUUUCACCGUGGCCAGAAUAGUUCA